AUGUAUUCAAAUUCGUCAUUUCUUUUCAAUACUGAAAACAUCAAUACACCAUCGUUUGGUGGGAAUGGAUUAUUUUUAUCAGAUGAUAUUACGAUAUAUAGUAUUUUAUAUCCUUUAUUUCAAAAAGUAUCUCAACGAAAUGUCCUAAAAAUAGGAAUCUUAGAUCUUAAUGAUUCAAUAUUUGAUAAAUCACCUUUUGAUGCAAUUAAAAAUCGAUUUGUUAAAAACUUGGAUCAAUAUAUUCAAUCAAUUAACAUAAAUCAAGAAAUAAGGGAUCGAAUUAUUGCAUUAUCAAGUAGUGAUUCAUUUGAAAAGAUCGAAAUAAUGUUGAAAAAAUUCUUUUCUAUGGAUUCAUUAUUUAACUUGUUUUAUGAUAACAAUAAAUAUAGAGUGACUGGUCAAAAGGCUCUCCGUGCUAAUAAAUAUAGGCGUAAUGAUUUAAAUGAUGCUGAUUCUAAUGUCAAAAAAGCCUUGAUCCCUGAUAUUAAAAUCGAAUUUCUGAGGAAGAACCUUGAAAUAGUAACUGUUGAACAAGCAAAAUCAGAAGACGUGAAAAAGGAGAAAAAUGAUACAACAAAAUUGUGCACUUGUUUACAUGACAUGAUUCGACAGGUUUAUAAUAUACUUCCUCAGUCUAUGAAAGGCUCUAUUCGAAAUAUCAAAGUAUUUGGUUUGAUAAUAUCUCGAGUUGAUGUGACUAUUUAUGAACUUGAAUUGCCUGAGCAACAAUUAUAUGUGUUCCGGGAAUUGUGUAGUUUUUCAUUACCAUUGACAUUUGCUGAUUUUCGAUCAAUGCUUGAAGUGACUAUGAAUUUCAUAAAAUUCAGGAAAUUGGUGGAUGAUAACUUGGAAAAAAUGGAAGCCGCGUUGGUCAUUGACUUGAAUAAAGCUAAAUCUUCACCAUUAUCCUCACAUGUUGACGAUGAGAAUACUAAUUUUUACAGAGAUACAACACCACCACCACAAUCAGGGAAAAAAUGGCUUGUGAAUAUUGAGAUAUCGCCUAGCUCUAAGAGUCUUAAAUCACCUAUUAUUAGGGAAAGUCUUAAAAGAUAUAAUGAUGAUAUUGGAUUGGAAGAUGCAGUUCAUACUUCAAUUUUAACAUUAAAAGAAGGAUUUGAAGGACAAAUGACUGAAAAUUCUAUUGAAAUUGGAAUUAUUGGUGGUGAUACAACAGGAUUUAUGGAAGGCAAGGAACAACCAUUAUUUAGAAAAUUGUCUCCUUCAGAAGUUAAAGAUUAUUUGGCUAAUAUAGCUUAA
Molecule: messenger RNA, 1260 nt
Organism: Entrophospora sp. SA101
Lineage: Eukaryota; Fungi; Glomeromycota; Glomeromycetes; Entrophosporales; Entrophosporaceae
Source: the annotation of a GenBank genome assembly